Molecule: messenger RNA, 1374 nt
Organism: Guillardia theta CCMP2712
Lineage: Eukaryota; Cryptophyceae; Pyrenomonadales; Geminigeraceae
Exons: 2
Coding region: 1-1374 (457 amino acids)
Source: RefSeq, a predicted model, not a curated record
AUGUCGGAUAGCUCCUGGCCUAUACAGACCUUUAAAGUCUUAUCGUUGUUGACGAACCUUAUCGCCCCCAUCUUGAAGUCGUUGGGUAUCUUCUUUCCUCAAAUCGAGGUGUUGAAGAACUGCAGUCCAUCGGCAGUUAAGACAUGGAACUUCUUUGCAUGCCGUCGUGGUAUCACCGGUGGUUUUUCACUUUCCAGUAUCUUCUUCUCGACACUGGAGGGUUAUAGCUACCAUGCAAGUGCCGUGUACGGUAUUCACUUCGCCGCAAUACUUUCAUUGCUUUUCUUCCUUUACAUGACAAGGGAUGCUGACAAACUCCUUGAUGUCUGCUACAACAUCAACUUCAUCAACGUAGUCAAUGCGUUAUUUGUCAUUUUUGACAUGUAUUUUGGCUAUGACCACGAAGUAGGGAUUCAGAGUUCUUUCUUUGGAUUUAUCGUGUGUGAUUUAAUAUGCCAGAUUAUCAUCACUGCACUGAUCGUUUACGUACUCCGUGAAGUUGCCCCAGAUCUGGGGAGUUUGAAAUCGGAUAACCCCAACAAGCAAUAUUACAUCAACACUUUCCUGUACCGGAUGGGACCAAACCCUUCUUUAUGGAUGCUGGUGAACGCCAUUAGCAUGCAAUUGGUUUACUUGUGUACCGGGCAUGAUGUAUCGUUGCUUAUACUUCGCAUGGUAUGUGUCGCUCUGUGCUACCUAUCCAUGUUCAAGUUCAGGAUGUUCUUUUUCUAUAUGCAAUAUUCAGGUCAUCAAUCCGAGUACGUUUCCCUCAUGCACUGGCGAGAUGUCGUCAAAGCAUUCAAAAAUACCACCAAACAUUUCAAUAUCAUAAUGGAAGAUGAUUUCAGGAAGGAUAGGAUUGAAAAGUUCUUCGGUAAUAUAAAUUCGCCUUUCUACGUGAUCAUCAAUGCAAAUAUAACUACAGCCAAUUGCACCGUUCUGAAUCCUGAUGAGAUGAUCCUCAUGGCCAUGUACUGGGAUAAUAUGGAACAGUUCAGGAAAACGUUCCAAGACGCGGAAUUAUUCAUCCAAGGACUUAAGACUGGAACUGCUGCAAACGUGGAGAACGUUGCGAGUGUCAUCCUGAGUCUUGGGAAAGAGUAUGCCUUCCAUGACUUUGACAUAAAGAAACACGAUAGUGGAUAUGUUAUGAGUGUAAAGACAUCCCCGCACGCAAGCAUAUCCCUUGUAGACAUGCAACUUAUCAAAGACUGCAACCCAAUAAGGGUUCAAGACGUGUACGUGAAUGUUAUCGAAGGUGUGAUUCGUGUGAAUGUGAUCAUAUUGAAUUCAGGCAUACCCGUUGUGAUCACGGAUACCGACGUGAUAAGGGUCAAGAAGAGGAAGAUAUGGAAUAUAUUUCAGCGGGCAUAG